Spodoptera exigua (beet armyworm) is the source of this 1297-nucleotide messenger RNA. Lineage: Eukaryota; Metazoa; Arthropoda; Insecta; Lepidoptera; Noctuidae. The record is from the annotation of a GenBank genome assembly.
AUAUCGGACUCCAGUUCAGUUGUUAUUGUAACUCAAACCCGGUGACUGCUACCUAUAAAUAGAAUACUAUAAAAAAUAAAAUAUUAAACAAGAAUUAAAGAUGACGGACGAGCAGGGAUAUCUUAAACCGAAGCCAGGGUUCGCGACCACAGCUGUCCACGCUGGUCAGAAUCCUGACAAAUGGAAUGGAGCUGUGGUGCCACCUGUCGUGAUGUCCACUAUGUACAAACAGGCUCCUGAAGGACAUAAGGGCUACGUAUAUUCCCGGUCAGCGAACCCGAUGAGAGACACCUUGCAAGAAUGCCUCGCUGCGUUGGAGGGCGCUAAAUACGCUUUUACCUUUUCUUCUGGUCAAGGAGCCACCACCAGCAUUACUUCCCUUCUGAACAAAGGAGACCAUUUGGUUUCUAUUGAUGAUGUGUAUGGAGGCACCAGCCGGCUUAUGAGGGAAAAUCUACCAAGACAUGGGAUUGACGUCACAUUUACAGACAUUACCGACUUGGACAAGCUGGAAAACGCCAUUCAAGAUAAUACUAAGAUGGUCUGGCUAGAGACUCCGACAAACCCCAACUGCACAGUAGUGGACAUAGCUGCCACCGUCCAACUAGUGAAGAAGCGUGGUGAUAUCAUUGUAGUAGUCGACAAUACUUUCCUCACAUGCUACUUACAAAGACCGCUGGACUUUGGUGCUGAUAUAGUGAUGUAUUCUCUAACUAAAUACAUGAACGGACAUUCCGACGUCGUGAUGGGAGCAGCUGUACUGAAUAGACAAGAAAUUGCUGAUAAACUUAGGAUUAUUCAGAAAUCGCUAGGAAUUGUUCCUUCAACGUUUGAUUGUUACCAAGUAAACAGGAGUUUGAAGACACUAUCUUUGCGUAUGGAACGUCAUAAGGCGACGUCUCUAGUUAUUGCUAAGUGGCUGGAAAAACAACCGAAUGUCAUCGAAGUUUUGCACCCAGGCUUGACAUCGCACAAAGGACAUGAAGUUUCCAAGAGGCAAACGUCAGGUCACUCAGGAGUCUUCAGUUUCAGACAUACAGGUGGUCUGAAAGAGUCCAGGAAACUCCUUAGUUGCUUCAAAGUGUUCAUUUUGGCUGAAAGCUUAGGAGGAUACGAAAGUUUGGCUGAAAUACCAUCCAUAAUGACCCACAAAUCGGUGCCUCCACCACAGAAAGCGCAGUUGGGCAUCACAGAUUCCCUGGUCAGGUUUUCCAUUGGAUUGGAAGAUCCCGAAGAUCUCAUCGCGGAUUUGGAAAAUGCCUUCAAGGAAACAUUUAAUAAUUAAGUUAGAUUAUAA